AUGGAUUUGGUGACGCAUAUGUCGAAGUCCGACCGAGGGAAUACGUUUCUAUUACUAUUCCAAGACAUGUUCUCUGGAUAUGUAAUGUACAAACCGAUGGACUCAACCACCGCUCAGGCUGUCGCGAAAGCUUACGAAGAACGUGUAGAUCGGAACUUUGGAGCCAGUUCAAUGAUCCGGCACGAUCAAGACCCCCGUUUCAUGAGCGAGCAAGCCACUUUGGGAUACCAACCUCAAGCAAACGGGCAACAAGAACGAUCGGUUCUAACGGUCGUCAGGAGUAUCCGCCCCUAUAUUGAACAGGCCGACCAAAGCGACUGGGACGAUCAUUCGGAAAGGUUGAUGUUUGCCCUAAACACGUCGUUUGACGCGACAUGUUUGGACACCCCGUUCUAUAUGAUCCACGGUUGGAAUCCACAACGCACUCUGAAGACGAUGUUGGGUCCAACACCAUCAAGU
Messenger RNA from Phytophthora megakarya, 459 nucleotides. NCBI's taxonomy places the organism in Eukaryota, Oomycota, Peronosporomycetes, Peronosporales, Peronosporaceae. The record is from the annotation of a GenBank genome assembly.